Ipomoea nil (Japanese morning glory) is the source of this 954-nucleotide messenger RNA. RefSeq lists its product as uncharacterized. The transcript has 4 exons. Lineage: Eukaryota; Viridiplantae; Streptophyta; Magnoliopsida; Solanales; Convolvulaceae. Gene Ontology annotation, molecular function: RNA-DNA hybrid ribonuclease activity; nucleic acid binding. The record is from RefSeq and is a predicted model, not a curated record. Bases 1 to 954 code for a protein of 317 amino acids.
AUGGUUAUCAGACAUAACAAUCCAUGCCUUCUUACGCAUGAAAUCGAGGAGCUAAAAGAUGCUAGGGUUUCGAACCUUUUGGAUGUUAAUGGAAGAUGGGAUGAGGAACUGAUAAGAGACAUCUUCGAUCCACAGGAUGUUCCUAGAAUCCUCUCUACCCCGGUAUCUCCUGAGUAUGAGGAUUCGUGGUGCUGGUUUGGAGAUAUAAGGAGGGUGUACACGGCUAAACAUGGGAGCAGCAAAGUUCCCCCGAAGAUCCACAAUUUCAUGUGGCGAUGUGUUAUGAAUGUUCUACCGGUGUGUGAGAACCUAAGAAGCAAGAGAGUGUUUAUUGGUGGUGGUUGCCCUUUGUGUCCGGCAGAUAUGGAAACGGGGAAACCGUUCUUGUGCUUUGUGGAGUCUAUAUAUGAGAAGCCAGAUGCGCAUGAUGCAGUGUUAAUGGCGGCCAGAUUCUGGACGUCUUGGCUUGCCCGGAAUGACAAGGCCGUGUAUGCCAACACGGUGUCUAAUCAUUUACCCAGUCCUUCUCCUGCUAUCCGGUCACCACCUCCAUCAGGCAUGUUGAAAUGCAAUGUUGAUGCAGCAAUAACCGAAGGUUUCAGAGGGGCGGGUUUGGUGAUUCAUGAUCAUCAUGGUAACUUUGUAGCGGCUUAUGCAACCCACUUAUCUUGUGGUUGUGACCCGUAUCUGGCUGAGGCGCUAGCCAUAAAGGAGGAUUUAACAUGGAUCAAGGCUCGUGGAAUCACUCAGAUUAUAAUUGAAACAGAUUGUAUGAACUUCUAUAAUAGUUUUCAAUCUUCGCACCUUGACUUGUCCUAUGUUGGUGUGGUUAUUAGGCAAUGUGUUGAUAUUGCUAGGGAUAUUGGGGAUGUUUCUGUCCACCAUAUCUUAAGGUCAGUGACACAGACGCUUUUCGUUUACGGUUCUCAUUUAGAAGUGUCGUCAAAAGAUUAG